AUACUGCGACACACAUCACAGCGAAAGUGAAAGCAACAACGAUCGUUGACUACUUGUCAUCACCGAGUUUACGAUCACAGAGCAGGAGACGGACACGGAGUUCCUGACGCUAAUAGUUUGGAAUGCAUUAGUUGAUCAUGAGUGCUGGAGAGAAAGAUGACGGCUCUGCCAAUAUGAGCGGUUCAAAAGAAGACCUUCACUCUGAGCUAACUGAAAAGGAGAGAUCAGACUCACCAACAUCAUCAUCACAUCAGUCUCUGAGGAGUGAGAGAUCAAUUCCUCUUCCACUGAACUUCAGUGAUGAAGCACAGAAAAAUACAGAAAGAAGUAAACAGGAGAGAACAGACUCACCGACAUCAACAGAUCAGUCUCUGAGGAGUGAGAGAUCAAUUCCUCUUCCACUGAACUUCAGUGAUGAAGCACAGAAAAAUACAGAAAGUAAGUUGUCUGUGGAAGAAUCCCUACAGCAUGCAGAGUCCACACCUGCUAAAGGAGUCUGUCAGCAGCACCACAGAGAUCUGGAAGUGUUCUGUAAGACUGAUAACAAGUACAUCUGUAACGUCUGUGCGGAGCAAGAGCACCAAGGACACAGUAAAAUCUACACUGUGAAACCUGACGUGUCAGACAGUCAAUCCCUGCUGCUUCAUAUAAUGAAGAAAAUGAAGACAGAAAACUUCCAAGCCUUUAAAAGAGAACUAUCAGAGGAUUACCCAGAAUGCUUAGGGAGUGAGCCGGAUGAGCUCAGUGUCUCUGACGCUGCUAAGAAAAUAGUGGAGAGCUUUGGAGAAGAGGGAGCUUGGAGAAUCACUUUUCACUUCCUGACAAAUGCUAAUCCUCUUCAAAAAAACACGGAAGCCAAUAAAGCAAAACUUACGAACAAAUGUCAGCAUGUAAAUGAAGGAAAUUCAUCUCAAGAUAAACAGAGUUUAUUGAAGGAGAUCUACACCGACCUCUACAUGACAGUGGGUGGAAGUGGACAGAUAAAUAAUGAACAUGAGGUGUUGAGGAAUGAAAUGAUUUCACAAAGCAGAACCACUUCAGAAAGUCAACUCACAUGUAAUGACAUCUUCAAGAUCCUGCCAGGACAAAGAAAACAAAUCAGGACAGUCCUGACAAUGGGCAUAGUUGGCAUUGGAAAGCACGUGUCAGUACAGAAGUUUAUUCUAGACUGGGCGGAUGGAAUAGCAAACCAAGAUAUUCAAGUCAUCAUCCAUCUACCAUUUUGUGACCUCAACCAGAAAAAGGAUAACUGCGGUCUUCUACAGCUGAUUCAUCAAUAUGUUCCUGAGCUGAAAGAAGCAGAUCUUCCAAAAAUGAAAGUGCUUUUUAUUUUAGAUGGUUUAGAGGUCUGUCAGUAUCCUCUUGAUUUCCACAAGAACUACAAAUGCUUUGAUAUAAAUGAGGAAGUUCCAGUGGAUGUGCUGCUCACAAACCUCAUCAGGGGGAAUCUGCUCCCCUCUGCUCUCCUCUGGAUAACCACACGACCAUCAACAGCCAGUCGGAUCCCUCCUGAGUAUGUCCAACGGGUCACAGAGAUUCGAGGGUUCAAUGACCAGCAAAAAGAAACAUACUUCAGGAAAAAAAUAACUGAUCAAAAGCUGGUGAAUGAAAUCAUCACACACAUCAAAUCAUGUCGGAGCCUCUACAUCAUGUGCCACAUGCCCAUCUUCUGCUGGAUUUCUGCCACUGUGCUAGAAAAUAUGAUGAGUAAUGGUAAUUCUGAUAAAAUGCCCAGAACUCUGACUGAGAUGUUCACUCGCUUCCUGCUCAUUCAGAUCAGCCUCAAGCAUAAGAAGUUCAAUGGAGCUGAUGUUGAUAACCCAGAGAAACUCUCUGACUUUGACAGAACAUUGAUUCUGAAUCUUGGAAAACUGGCUUUCCAGCAAUUGGAGAAGGGCAAAAUGAUUUUCCAUGAAGAGGAUCUGAUAGAUGGUAACAUUGAUGCGAGUAAAGUCUCAGAGUACUCAGUGUGCACAGAGAUGUUCAGAGAAGAGCUGGGAUUGUACAGAGAGAAGGUCUACAGCUUUGUGCAUCUGAGCUACCAGGAGUAUCUGGCUGCAGUAUAUGCUCACUUUGCAUGUGUUAAUGAUCAGGAAAAUGUUCUUGACAAAAAUGAAUCCACAAAUCUUUCUGAUGUACAUAAGAGUGCAGUGGAUAAAGCUUUGAGGAGUGAAAAUGGACAUCUUGACCUCUUCCUUCGCUUCCUUUUGGGUCUUUCUGUUGAUCCUAACUGCACUCUCCUGCAAGACCUUCUCACCAAAGGCAGUUCAGGUAAACCCUGUGUAGACAAGAACAUGACAGUGCAUUUCAUCCAAGAGAAGAUCAAAAAGGAACAAUCCCCAGAGAGAAUCAUCAACCUGUUCCACUGUUUAAAUGAGUUAAAUGACAACACUCUGGUUAAAGAGAUCCAGACUGCCAUGAAAUCAGGAACACUCUUGGGUAGUGAGCUGGAGCCUGAGCAGUGGUCAGCACUGGCUUAUGUCUUGCUGAAAUCUGGGGAGGAAUUAGAUGAGUUUGACAUGAAGAAGUUCCACACAUCAACAGAAAACCAGCAAAGAUUGCUGCCUGUGCUCAGGAUCUGCAAAAGUGCCAGAUUGGAUUGUUGUAAUCUCUCGUCUGAGUCCUGUGGACUAGUGGCCUCAGCUUUGCAGUCAGUCAAUUCACCUUUGAGAGAGUUGGAUCUGAGCAACAAUAAACUAGAAAAGUUUGGAGUCAACGUCCUCUUGACUUGUCUAACAAAUCAUUAUUGUCAAUUGCAAAUACUAAGUCUGGCUGGCUGUGAUUUCCCACCAGUAUCCUGUGCAAAUUUGGCCUUAACUCUUAAAUCAACAAACUCACCCCUGAGAGAACUGGAUCUGAGUUGCAAUAAGAUAGGUGAUGAUGGAGUGAAGAAGCUCUGUGAUGGACUAAUUAGUCCACUCUGUAGGAUUCAGAAACUUAAGUUAAAGCGGUGUGGUCUCACAGAUGCUUGCUGUGUGAAUUUAGCAUCAGUUCUGAAAUCUAAUUCACACUUGAGGGAGCUGGAACUGAAAAGCAAUGAUCUGCAGGAUUCAGGAGCGAAGCAGCUCUCAAUGGGACAACAGGAUCCACAGUGUAGAUUAGAGAUACUGGGAUUGUCAGGGUGUAUGAUCACAAAGGUGGGCUGCAGUUCACUGGCCUCAGCUCUCAGCUCAAACAAUGGUCAUCUGAAAGAACUGGAUCUGAGAUACAACCACCCUGGAGAACUGGGAGUGAAAUUGCUCUCCACUAAAGCAGAGGAUCCAAACUGUAAACUGGAGAAACUACAUGUUGAGAAAGGAGGAGAAUGUCGGAUGAAACCAGGUCUGAGAAAAUAUGUCUGUCAGCUCUCAGUAGAUGUAAACACAGUAAAUCGACGCCUGAAACUAUCUGAAGGGAACCGGAAAAUAUCAGAAACUAGAGUGGUGCAGGAAUAUCCUGAUCAUCCGAACAGAUUCAACCUGUAUCCCCAGGUCAUGUGCAGAGAGCCUCUGACUGAUCGCUGUUACUUUGAGGUGGAGUAUGAUGGUGGAGUUGGAGUGGCAGUGGCCUAUAAGACCUCUGAUAGGACACAGAAUAUUAUGGGAGUUAGAAACCCAUUCCCUGCUCUUCUCUGUCUGGAUGGAAAACUGAAAUUGUGGCACAAUAAUGAGAUUACUCGUAAGUUCCCUGUGUCUAGUUUGUCUAAAAGAGUAGGAGUUUAUGUGGACUUGGAACAUGGAAGUCUGUCAUAUUACAGCAUUUGUAAUGACAAACUCAUUCACCUGCACACACACCACACAACAUUCACUGGCACCUUAUAUACAGGGUUUAUCUUUCUGCCCUACUCCUCUGUGACUCUGUGUGAGAUAACAUAGACCCUGAGGGGAAGCAGACAUUUCAAAAGGAAGUUAGACAUUUUGUCAAAUGUUUUUUUUUUUUUCUUUUACUCACAGUAACUCAGAAAAUAAUAUAAGUUGAAUGAUGCAUUACUCUACAAAUGGCUUACUUAUAGUUAGUUGAAAAAUAUGAGUAAGUAAAUUCCAUUUUGGGUGAACUGUCUCUUUAAUUUGUCCAUGGUUCCAAAAAAAAAAAAAAAUAUUAAAUAAGCUGUUUUGCUGUUUUAGUGCUCAGUGCAAACUGGCUAAGUAUGUAAUAGAAUAUAUACUAUCAGAUAGUGCUCACUGAAUGUUAUUACAGGACAGAAGAAAAAGCUGCUCUAGAAGCUGCCUGCUAGCUAAAGCUAGCUACUUAUUUCUAUGGACAAAAUGACAUUUUUAAAGUGGCUUUGUGAAAUAAAUUUUGUUUUAUUGCCAUUGUGUCAACAGCGAGUAACGGAAUUAAAAAAAAAAAAAAAAAAAUGAAAUGAAAUGAAACCUGUAGACUCCCAGCAGGCACACAACGUCAUAAGACGUAAAUAUUUGGUUAGAUUUAGGUCGCGACGUCAGGUAACCAAAAUUCAAUGUCAAGCCAACGUCUAAUGACAAUGUUACUGUGACAUCCAAUACCGACGUCAGCUGAUGUUGAUAUUUUGUUGUUUUUAGGUUGUGUUGUAAAGUUACCAAAAUCCAACGUCUCCUAGAUGUCAUAAUGGUAACGUCCACACAACGUCAAAUUCUAACAUCAUUAGACGUUGAUAUUUAGUUAGAUUUAGGUUGAGGCAUUAACCAACCAAAAUCCAACGUCAAGCCAACGUUUUAAGCCAACGUCAUAUUGAUGUCAAAUACUGACAUUUAGUCGUCAGGUAUGGAGACCAAAACCCAACGUCUUGUAGACGUCAUAUUGGUAACGUCCACACAAUGUCAAACUCUAACAUCAUUAGACAUUGAUCUUUUGUUAGUUUUAGGUUGUGGCAUUAACUAACCAAAAUCCAACGUCAAGCCAACGUCAAGUCAACGUCUUAAACCAACGUCACAUUGACGUCAAACACUGACAUUUUGUGGUCUGGUAUGGCAACCAAAAUCCAACGUCUACUAGAUGUCAUAAUGGUAGCAUCCACUCAACGUCAAACUCUAACAUCAUUAGACAUUGAUCUUUUGUUAGUUUUAGGUUGUGGCAUUAACUAACCAAAAUUCAAUGUCAAGCCA
Messenger RNA from Onychostoma macrolepis, 5063 nucleotides. Its product is annotated as NLR family CARD domain-containing protein 3. The record is from RefSeq and is a predicted model, not a curated record. Bases 138 to 3854 code for a protein of 1238 amino acids. Gene Ontology annotation, molecular function: zinc ion binding; protein binding. The transcript has 14 exons. NCBI's taxonomy places the organism in Eukaryota, Metazoa, Chordata, Actinopteri, Cypriniformes, Cyprinidae.